This is a messenger RNA of Clonostachys byssicola, 1416 nucleotides long. The record is from the annotation of a GenBank genome assembly. Lineage: Eukaryota; Fungi; Ascomycota; Sordariomycetes; Hypocreales; Bionectriaceae.
AUGUCGGGGACUGAAACAACAAACAGCAAGAUCUCAAGUGAUUUGGGAGUUCAAGCAAUUGACAAUCCUCGAGUUUCUCGCUCACAACCAGUUGACCCAUCUGGGAGGGUAGGACACGCAGAGGAUGACGAUAUAGAAUCCGCAAGCUCCGGAGCAUAUCCUGAAGGAGGAUUUAAGGCAUGGACGGUAGUUGCAGGAUCAUGGUUCGGCACAUUCGCAUCUCUCGGCAUCUUGAACUCCAUCGGCACCUUUCAAGCAUACAUCCAGGAACAUCAGCUGCAGAAUUAUAGCCCGGGUACUGUCGGCUGGGUGUUUUCUUUAUACGCCUUCCUAUCUUUUUUCUGUGGAGUGUACUUCGGACCGAUUUUCGACAAGUAUGGCCCUCGUGGGCUCACCAUUUCCGGCACUGCCAUGAUGGCGGGUGGAUUGUUGGCCAUGAGCUUUUGCACAGGUAAUGUUUCCCUCCAGCUUCUCAAGCGGCUCAGUUGCUUACUUGGCGUCCCAGAGUUGUGGCAGUUCAUUCUAGCAUUUGGGGUUGCCUGCGGCUUCGGCACUUCCCUGCUCUUUUGUCCUUCGAUCGCUGCCGUCGGGCAUUUCUUUAAAGAACGGCGAAGCUUAGCGACAUCUAUUUCCUCAACGGCUGGUGGCCUCGGCGGUGUCAUAUUCCCGUUUAUGCUGUCCUCUUUGUUCGACUCAAUUGGAUAUGCCUGGGCAACUCGCGCCGUGGCUCUCAUCUGCCUCUGUUGCGGCUCCAUUGCCGUCUUCGCCAUUGAGUCGCGUCUGGCACCUGCGAAGAAUGCAAAAGCCCAUCCGGAUUUGCGCAUCUUCAGGCAAAUCGAUUUUGUCUUGAUCACUGCGGGCAUCUUCCUCUUCGAGUUUUCUCUCUUCAUUCCGCUGGGCUUCAUCUCAUCAUACGCCCUAGAUCACGGCCUUGGGCUGGACUUCUCAUAUAACCUGGUGCCAAUUCUCAACGCCGCCUCAAUUGUGGGCCGGAUUGUGCCAGGAUAUUAUGCCGACUUGGUUGGACCUUUAAACAUGAAUGUUUUUGCCGUGGUGCUCUCUGUUAUCGCAUGCUUUGGAGUGUGGCUACCUGCAGGACAUACAGCAGCAGGAAUCGUCGCCUUCGCCGUUCUCUUCGGGUUCGCAACUGGAACUCUCAUCGCACUGGCGCCGGUUUGUGUCGGUCAGGUCUGUGAGACGCAGGACUACGGGAGGUACUAUGCUACCUCAUUUAGCGUCGUCUCAUUUGCUUGUUUGAUUAGUAUUCCUAUUGGCGGUAGUAUCGUGAAUGCCAAUGGCGGGGACUACACGGGGCUUAUAAUCUUGACUGGCGUCAUAUAUGCUGCGUCAGGAGCCGUCCUAAUGGGAGCCAAAGCAUAUGUAUUUGGGUUGAAGAACUGGACUGCUGUAUACUAA